AUGCCGCCCAAGGGAACCAAAGGGGCCCCCAAGGGAUCGUCCUGGGAAAACCCUGUACUUCUCCAAGAUCUCGCGCUGGCUCUAUACGAGACUGCGAGCAAGGCCGGCUGCUUCAGCGCGGCCACCAAGAUGGAGAUCGAGGCGUUUAUGAAGCAGCAGGGCCAUCCCACUACGUGGGAGGCUGUCCGCUCCUUUGUUCCCUACAACUUCAUCCUACAACCCACACCCAGCUCGUCGUAUCCAACAUCCUGCACAAUGGGUGGUCGCCAGAUUCAGAAGUGGGAUCCCGCGGUCCAUGAGGAUAUCCUCAUUGCGAUAUUCCAGCACGUCAACCUCUCCACGGUGGAUUGGUCCUCGAUCAUGGGCGACAUGCGCAGCAAGGGCUACACCUUUACCGAGGGUGCCUUACGGUAUGCCCAGUGUUGA
Messenger RNA from Purpureocillium lilacinum, 426 nucleotides. The record is from RefSeq and is a predicted model, not a curated record. NCBI's taxonomy places the organism in Eukaryota, Fungi, Ascomycota, Sordariomycetes, Hypocreales, Ophiocordycipitaceae.